CAUAUAAAUAAAUGAUAUAAUCCAUUCAUACUCAUAGCAUUAAAUGGGGUAGAUUUACAUGACAACAUUUUCGAAUUCCCAAUUUCCAACUUUGUCCUUCACUUUGCAUUAUAAAAAGGUCGGAAAGAAAAUAAAAAAAGAAUAUAGAGACCUAAGUAGCCAUCGGCGGUUCACCGUGUUGUGGAGCGCCGGCGUCGUUUCCAGCUCAGACAUUGCAUGCAUUUGCACCCACCUACUCAAACCCUAAGAAUUCGCCGUUAUGGACGCCGUGGUGGUUGACGCUGGAACUAAGCUGCUCAAAUCCGGCUUUGCUGUUCCCGACCAGCCUCCUUCUAUGGUAAUUCCAACACAAAUGAAACGUGUACCUGAAGAUGAGUCCUUGGCGGAUUCCUCUUCCCUUGAAAAUGUGAUUAUUGAUCCAGUUGUCCGAGGCUUUAUUAGAGAUUGGGAUGCCAUGGAAGAUUUAUUGAGCCAUGUGUUAUAUACUGGUCUGGGUUGGGAGAUUGGCAAUGAGGGGCAAAUUUUGUUUACAGAUCCACUGGCAACUCCAAAGGCAGUUCGAGAGCAAUUGGUGCAAUUGAUGUUUGAGAAGUUCAACAUCUCAGGCUUUUUUGCAUCUGAGCAAGCAGUGCUAUCACUUUAUGCUGUAGGCCGCAUCUCAGGAUGCACUGUGGAUAUCGGCCAUGGAAAAAUGGAUAUUGCAUCAGUAAUCGAAGGUGCUGUUCAGCAUAUAUCUUCUAGAAGGUUUGAAAUAGGUGGUCUGGAUUUGACCAACUUAUUUGCUCAAGAACUUCGUAAAUCCAAUCCACAUGUCAACGUUACCAUCUCUGACGUGGAAAAGUUGAAGGAGCAAUAUGCCUGCUGUGCUGAGGACGAUACUGCUUAUAGAAGGUUCCAGCAGGGAUGCCCGGAGGAGCAACACACUCUGCCUGAUGGACAGGUGAUAAAAAUUGGAAGAGAAAGGUAUACUGUUGGUGAGGCCUUAUUCCAACCAGCCAUUUUAGGUUUGGAGGCUCAUGGAAUAGUUGAGCAGCUCGUUCGUUGUAUCUCAACCGUGUCAACUGAGAAUCACCGCCAGCUGCUGGAAAACACAGUACUAUGUGGUGGAACUGCUUCGAUGACUGGUUUUGAAGAUAGGUUUCAGAAGGAAGCUGCAGUUUCCUCCUCCGCUAUCCGGCCUUGUCUUGUGAAGGCACCGGAAUACAUGCCGGAUAAUUUGACAAGUUACUCGGCAUGGGUGGGAGGUGCCAUACUAGCCAAAGUGGUGUUCCCUCAAAAUCAGCACGUGACCAAGGCUGAUUACGACGAAAAUGGGCCUUCUAUUGUCCAUCGCAAAUGCUUUUAAGCAACAGCAUCAACUCUGCUAGAGGUUGCCGCUAGGCCUACAGUUUAUUAAAUUAGUAUUUCAGCUAUUAUCGAACUACAGGAAUCCCAAACUUCUCAAAUUAUGUAUGUCUGUAUGUAAUUUGAUAGGGUUUAGUGCAGCUUAAGCAAAAAACUACAUGUGAUUUCAGUUAGGGCAGCUUAGGCAAAAAGCUACAUGUGAUUUGAGUUAGAGCAGCUUAGGUAGAAGAAACUACAUGUGAUUUCAAACAAUUGCAUCAAAAGUUAAAUAUCUUAAAAUUGUUAUUAUCAUA
This is a messenger RNA of Salvia miltiorrhiza (redroot sage), 1637 nucleotides long. Its product is annotated as actin-related protein 7. Gene Ontology annotation, biological process: anatomical structure morphogenesis. The record is from RefSeq and is a predicted model, not a curated record. Gene Ontology annotation, cellular component: nucleus. Bases 260 to 1345 code for a protein of 361 amino acids. The transcript has 7 exons. Lineage: Eukaryota; Viridiplantae; Streptophyta; Magnoliopsida; Lamiales; Lamiaceae.